AUGACGAUGGACAAGCGCGUGGUGAUUAUCGGUGCCGGCAUCGUGGGCACAAACCUGGCUGACGAGCUCGUCUCGCGGGGGUGGACGAACAUCACUGUCGUGGAGCAAGGACCGCUUCGCAUGCCCGGUGGCUCGACUUCACAUGCUCCUGGUCUGGUGUUUCAGACCAAUGCUUCCAAGAGCAUGACCGAGUUCGCCAAAUACACCGUCCAGAAGCUCCUGUCCAUUGACUGCUUCAACCAGGUGGGCGGCCUCGAGGUCGCAACGACGGCGGAGAGAAUGGAGGAACUUCAGCGCAAGCACGGCUACGCCACGUCCUGGGGCGUUGAGACGCAGCUCCUGACCACGGACGAAUGCGUCGCGCUCUAUCCGCACCUGAGCGAAGACGUCGUCUUGGGCGGUUUCCACAUCCCGAGUGAUGGUCUCGCGCUCGCAGCGCAGGCUGUCCAGCGCCUGAUUGAGCGCACUCGCAAGGUGGGCGUUCAGUAUCUCGAGCACACGCCUGUCACUGGCUUUGUCAAGGACGACGACACCAUCACAGGGGUGAUCACACCCAAUGGGACGAUUCAGGCAGACAUUGUCUGCUCUUGCGCUGGCUUCUGGGGCGUCGAAGUGGGCGCACUGGCAGGCGUGCCCAUCCCUCUUCAGCCCAUGGCCCAUCAGUACGUCAAGACGACUGCCGUGCCCAAGCAAAAGGGGCGCAACCCAGAGCCCAACGGCGCCACACUACCCAUUCUGCGCUACCAAGACCAGGACUUGUACUAUCGAGAGCACGGAGACCGGUAUGGAAUCGGGUACUAUGGUCACAAACCCAUGCCCGUCACCGCAGCGUCUCUGGGCCCGACGGCAGAGAACGUGAGUGAGAGCAACAUGCCCUCACGACUAGCAUUCACCCCGCAAGAUUUCGAGCCAGCAUGGAAGCUCACACAGGAGAUGCUCCCCGCGCUGCGCGACAGCGAGGUCGCAGAGGGCUUCAACGGCAUCCUGUCCUUCACCCCGGACGGCGGGCCCCUCGUGGGACGCGCCCCCAACCUGGAGGGCUUCUAUGUCGCCGAGGCCGUCUGGGUCACCCACUCGGCCGGUGUCGCCCGCUCCCUCGCCGAGGUCCUGACGACGGGCAAGUCCACGAUCGACCUGUCGGGCGCCGAGCUGUCUCGGUUCGAGGACAUUCAGCUCGCGCCCGAUUACGUGACCGAGACCUCCUCGCAGGACUUUGUCGAGGUCUACGACAUUAUCCACCCCCUGCAACCCAGGGAGUCUCCGCGCGACCUGCGGGUGACGCCCUUUCACGCUCGACAGAAGGAACUGGGUGCCUUCUUCCUGGAGGCGGGUGGCUGGGAACGGCCGCAGUGGUACGAUGUUAACGCCAAGCUUCUCCGAGACCUCCCGCCCCGGUGGCAGCCACGCGAGCGCGACGCCUGGUCGAAUAGGUUCUACUCGCCCACCACGGCCGUCGAGGCGUGGAAGACGCGCACGGCCGUCGCAAUGUACGACCAGAGCCCCAUCCGCCGCAUCGAGGUGUCUGGACCGGGCGCAGAGAGCUUGCUGCAGCGCCUCGCGACGGGCGAUGUGUCCAGGGAUGCUGGUACGAUCACUUUCGCGUUGAUGCUGGAUGACCACGGUGGUGUUCGCAGCGACGUGUUUGUCGCGCGGCUCGCAAAGAACCUGUAUCAGCUGGGCGCGAACGGCCCUACGGAUGUGGCCUACUUGACACGGGAAGCUCGCUUGCAAUCGUCGACCGAUCCCCGACGCUUCGCGCAAGUGCGUGAUAUCACCGGUGCCACUUCCUCCAUUGGACUCUGGGGACCUCGCGCCCGGGAGGUCAUGGGGUCGUUGAGCUCGGACAAGCAGCUCGCUGACCUUUCACCCAUGAGGGUCACGCGGACACACAUUGCGGGACUGCCUGUCUUGAUGCAGAGCAUCUCUUUCCUGGGUGAAGCUGGGUGGGAGAUUCAGACCAGCGCCGAGAACGGUCUGCGGUUGUGGGAUGCAGUGUUCCAGGCUGGUCAAGGUCAUGGCAUCGUCGCUGCAGGACGAGGUGCGUUCAACGCUCUGCGCAUGGAGAAUGGCUUCCGUUCAUGGGGCGCCGAUGUGACCACCGAACACAACCCGUUCGAGGCUGGGUUCGCUGAUGCGGUGGACACCUCCAAGGCAGACUUUGUCGGUCGUGCUGCGCUGGUGCGGCUGUCCAAGGCGCCUCUGACCAGACGUAUUCGCUGUUUGACACUGGAGACCGCGGGGACGGUGAUGAUGGGCAAGGAACCGGUCUACCUUGACGGACAGGCGGUCGGGUACGUGACAAGUGCAGCCUUUGCGUACACGGUCGGCAGGCCGAUUGCGUUUGCCUACCUGCCGAAUGAAGUCAGAGAAGGGUCGAGAGUCGAGAUUGCGUAUUUUGGGAGAAGGCAGCUCCAUGCUACGCUCCAGUUCCCCCGCGUGGACGGCAUUGGCAAGUUCUAG
This is a messenger RNA of Emericellopsis cladophorae, 2460 nucleotides long. RefSeq names its product Dimethylglycine oxidase 2. The transcript is spliced from 2 exons. The record is from RefSeq and is a predicted model, not a curated record. Bases 1 to 2460 code for a protein of 819 amino acids. Gene Ontology annotation, molecular function: protein binding; oxidoreductase activity. Lineage: Eukaryota; Fungi; Ascomycota; Sordariomycetes; Hypocreales; Bionectriaceae. Gene Ontology annotation, cellular component: mitochondrion.